Molecule: messenger RNA, 232 nt
Organism: Myotis daubentonii (Daubenton's bat)
Lineage: Eukaryota; Metazoa; Chordata; Mammalia; Chiroptera; Vespertilionidae
Product: dolichyl-diphosphooligosaccharide--protein glycosyltransferase subunit 4-like
Cellular component (GO): oligosaccharyltransferase complex
Source: RefSeq, a predicted model, not a curated record
CCGCGUCGGAGCCAAGCCCAGCUGCUCAGGAUGAUUAGCGACGUGCAGUUCGCCAUCUUCAACAACAUGCUAGGCCUAUCGCUCUUCCUGCUUGUCGUUCUCUAUCACCAUGUGGCCGUCAACAAUCCCAGGAAGUAGGAAUGAAAGUGGCGGUUUCUUCGCCCCAGGGUCCCAGGACAUAGUGUGAGGCAAGAUGGAGAGUGUGAGGGGCCCUCACACUUCACUUCAUCCC